Messenger RNA from Trichoderma aggressivum f. europaeum, 258 nucleotides. RefSeq lists its product as uncharacterized. The record is from RefSeq and is a predicted model, not a curated record. The coding region runs from base 1 to 258 and encodes 85 amino acids. The transcript has 2 exons. NCBI's taxonomy places the organism in Eukaryota, Fungi, Ascomycota, Sordariomycetes, Hypocreales, Hypocreaceae.
AUGUCCAGCCGACCCAGCGUCUACGUCCACCAGACCAGCUCUGGCCCCUCUACCGCCAGCUCUUCCAGCCGCUCUUCCAGCUCGUCUGCCCAUUAUGCGGCGUCCAACUCCCGCUCUGUCUCCGAUGCCCGCGAGUAUGAUGCCGAACGCCGUUCUGCUCAAGUAGUCCGAACCGCUGGCUCUGUCGUCGUCAACCACCACAGGCGGGACUACGAGACGGACUCUCCUUCUCCUCGCUACCGUGGUGGCUACCAGUGA